Fusarium graminearum PH-1 is the source of this 3068-nucleotide messenger RNA. RefSeq lists its product as uncharacterized. The record is from RefSeq and is a predicted model, not a curated record. The coding region runs from base 1 to 2829 and encodes 942 amino acids. Lineage: Eukaryota; Fungi; Ascomycota; Sordariomycetes; Hypocreales; Nectriaceae. The transcript is spliced from 4 exons.
AUGAAGAACUUGUUUGGAAAGCACGGCAACCGGUCAUCGCAUGCGCUCAACGAGCCGCGAACUCCGCCAAAGGCGCCAGCGACAACGACGACGACGACGAACAACAAGAGCAACCAGCCUCCCUCAACUGGCAGUGUAGUGGCACCUCAAGCUCAACCGACAGGCCACCAGCGCCAACCAAGCCAUCAACCCCAGUCGCAGCUUCAACAACAACAGCUCCAGCACCAGCAGCUCCCACAGGAUCAACACUACCAAGUCCAGCAGCACCAGCAGCUCCUUGAUGAGGCGGACUCAGCCUCCCACAGCGCCCACUUUGGCCACCCUCAAUCUCACUCACACUCGCACAACAGCGCCAGCACCAAUCCCAGCAGCGCCAAUAAUCCUUCCGCCAUAAACCCCCAUUCAGCCUUGUCCUCGUCCCAUAACACCGCCUUCAGCUCCAGCGAAUCUUUUGAUUCCCAACAGCCGUCGCAACCGCCUCAUUACUUGCAGAACCAGCAACCACCGUUGCAUCUACAACAUCCUCCUCAGCAGCAAACUCAAGGUGCUUUGCCGCUGUUGCCUUCCCCCUCCUCCGCUUCCGCUUCCGCUGGCGCCCCUCCCCCACCUCACCUCUAUAGCUCACCUUCAGCUGCCAGUAGUACGACCGGUGCAAACGUUACCAGUAACCCUCCUUUGUUGCAACAGCAGCAGAGCUCCAACCUAUCUAACGUGGCAUACGAUUCUCAUCAACCUCAAGGCGAAUUCCAUGACCCUGGGCUCGGUCGCUCGCAGAGUGUCCGCUACAGCGCUACCGCAUCCUACGAUAAUCAGAACCAGUCUGUCGAUGACCUAAACCGCUACAGUCAAAUCCUACCUCAGCAGUUACAGCAACAGCAGCAAGCUCAGACUCAAGCGCAAACAGCUCCUGCCGAGAAGCGGUCGACCCGAAAAUUGAUUAAGGGCAUAUUUUCUGGGUCCAAUCGUGGGGCGUCUGACAGCCAGCACCACCAAGGCAUAAGCAUCGGUCACAGUAACAACCAAUCCUACGAUAACACUGGCGGCCUUGCACGUCGACCGUCCAAGCGGACUUCACGCAUUUCCCUCCACAAUACCAUUCGCCAAGUCACUGGUGAGGUAGACCACCAGCAGCAACAGCAGCAUAAGGAAGACGCCGCAUACCACCAGAGCCAGAACCAAAAACAGACCCCGCUCCAGCAACCCCACGUUCAGUUACACACAGACGAUCAACAGCCGCAAUCUACCUACGAAACAAACGCGUACGACCACCAGCAAACGCCCCUCAACCAGCCGCAACAGCCCUACCAGUUUUCAAACGCCCAGCAGCAGCCUGGCUAUCACCAGGGUGGGAACCAAGGUGGAGAAUUGAGAUCAGUUCCCGCACAUCUGGGUCCUAGCACACAGUUUCAGAACCCUGAAACAGUCUCGCAGUUCUCGCAUGAAUCUCCUAUCGCCGACUCAGAUCAACGUUCAGCCAACUUACAGUCAGCGACCAACUCGCCUGCUGUAAAUCACUCCUUGUACAUUCAACAACAAGGCUCAACACCGAGCCUCCCUCCUGCUCAACAAAUAACACCCCAGCCACUGCAACCAGGCAUGGCACCACCUACAGGAGGACCUCCACCCUCGCGCCGCCCAGAUUCUGACAAGCUGCGUGGACAAACUGACGUCCCUGGCGGCCCGCCCCCCACUUACCGUCCCGCCAAUUCCAUGAACAACAUGAACCCGCUACCCCCCGUCCCGCCUCAGGCGGCUGGCCAGUCACAAGCAUACAGAGGUGACCGCGCGCCUCCGUUUGACAGCCAGGCAGUUGACCAGGGACGAGACAGUCCCCAACCUGUAUCUGCUGUGCCAGCUGAUUCGAGCGACGGCGACAAAUUCAAGGAUCUACUGACCAAAUAUAAGAACGUCAAGCGACUUUACUUUGACGGCAAGACGCAGAUCGAAGGGCUCAACGGCCAAAUCGUGCAUCUUCAGAAUGCUGUGGCCAAUCAGCGCAUGUCGCAAUCGCGCACCGCCCUCGAUGACAGUGAAUACUCUACACGAUUCAAUCGACUCAAUGGUGCCAUCAACAACCUCUCUUUCAACAUUCGUAAAGACUGGCGGUGCGUGCCACAGUGGCUUGACAAGUAUGUCAGCGCAGAUGCACUCAAGACUGGAAAGGCCGAGAUGACGGCUGUUGGACGAGCAGUAAUUUCACGAUGGCUCAUGGAGGAGGUGUUCAACAAGUGCUUUCAUCCGGGUCUAGACACGCAGCUCAGCCAGUCGCUUAAAGAGAUUGAGCUUGGCAUACGAAGCAACUCAUACACCCUGACUAGCCAGGAAGAGUUCGAUGCCUUGACGAGCAAGAUCGUGAGCUGGCGAAUGACGUCGCUCGACGGCCUUCAUCGUCAACUCAACUCACCGGCAGCGACUGAGAACCGCAACAACUUUAUUGCCAAAACAACAACUAACCUGACGGCCUGCCUCUACCAAUUUCUCAACACACCGCCACCGCCAGGAGUGGACGGUAGCGCAUCGAUGAUCGUGGAGCUUGCUGUGGGCAUUGCAGCUAACCUUCCCCUGGAGAGUCGCGAUGUUGCUAUUACUUACCCGUUGCCUGGAGAAAUUGUCCAGCCUCAUGUGAUGGAAGUUGAAAAAGCGGCACUACCAGUAUUGGAAGCACAGAAGGGAGAGGGAGAUGGUGGUGAUAAAGAUGCUGACGACGAGAAGAAAGUCAAGACUGCGGCCCUGCCGACGGAUUCGAACAGGGUGCGGUUUGCAGGCUUUAUGGCGUUGGAAGUGCGAGGAAGGCAGGUGUUGAUGAAGGCACCCAUCUGGACUCUAUAAAGGAAUACAAUUGAGUAGAUGAGAGCUGCGAUAGUGGGACCCGAGGCAAAGAGAAAGAAACGUCGUGCAUUGACUGUCUGUGUCUUGGAAGGAAGGCAAGAUCACACAAGGUACAUGAGAGAUCGAACCAAAUCAACGAGAACCCACGCUUGAUUUGUGCAAGAGGCCAGGCCAGGCUUGUCAUUACAACAUGACCGAAGAGGUUUAGAUGUGAUGAUGGAUUACUGGCAUGACGGAGG